AUUCGAUCAGUUCAGCCAGCUAGCCUGGGGUCAUGAGAGGUCGUAUGAUGGACACAAAAAGCCACUCACUAAACUAUGCACUAAACUACUUACUGAGUGGAGUCUUUCAGUCCUCCGAUCUCAGGACAGUCAAUUCAAACUGCUCUACGUCAAGAGUAGAUGAAAGUUUUGGAAAUUCAACAAUGGCUUUGAUCAAUCCCCAUCUAAGAGGCAUCCAGGGAUCGUCUUCCCUGCAAUCAGGUUUGGGCAAUGGAAUGGCUAGUCAAAACUCUGGUCCGAUGCUUCAAAAAGAGACUCAAUUGCAAAGUUUUAAUCCACGUCUGUCACCCAUUCCCCAGGCUCCGUCGUUAAAUUUGCCAAAGGGUGGAGGCGCAAUUCGAGGCCUUGGCGAAACUCUUGAGGUGGAUACAGCCACUGGUACAGCGUCUGCCUCGAUACCGAUCCAAACCAGUCCUGCAAGAAAUGGCGCUCAGCCUGAUCUAACACUAAAAUACAACUCUGGAAAUGGAAAUGGUCCAUUUGGACUCGGUUGGCAGCUGGAUGGAAUUCCUAGCAUAACCAGAAAGACGAACAAGGGGUUGCCACAGUAUAAUGACACCGGUACUGAUCUAGAGUCUGAUGUCUUUAUCCUGGACGGCGCAGAGGAUCUUGUUCCUGUUUUCAAGCGAGACAGUCAGUCAGCCAUUGUCCGGAACAACGAUGGGAACCCAGUCAUUAACGAAUCGGUGCAAAACGGCUAUAUUGUACGACAGUAUAUGCCUCGUAUUGAAGGAUCCUUCAUCCGAAUUGAACGAUUAAUGAACGCCACAGAUAUAACAGACGUCCAUUGGCGGACAAUCAGUCCCACCAACGUGGUGACAAUAUAUGGAAUAGACGCGAAUUCAAGGGUUUUCGACCCUAACUCGGCACCCGGGAGGACCGAACGGAUCGUAACAUGGUUGAUAUCAGAGUCUUAUGAUUCAACAGGAAAUGCAAAGAUCUUCAAUUACGUGGCUGAAGACUCUACCAACGUGCAAAUUGAUAAGGCGAACGAACAAAAUCGUUCCGACAUAAGUCGGUCGGCUAAUCGCUACAUCAAAUCUAUCAAGUACGGGAACCGCUCCGCCAAUCGAAAUGCAUCAGAUUGGACCGCUAUAUCUGCGCAUACCCUGUUAGAUGAUACGUGGAUGUUUGCAAUCAUAUUUGACUACGGCGAACACGAUCUUGUAAAUCCAAAACCUGAUGAUGCUGGUCACUGGCUCUGCCGACAAGACCCUUUUUCCACCUACAGGUCCGGAUUUGAAAUCCGCACAUAUCGCCUUUGUCGGCGUAUCUUGAGGUUUCAUAUCCUUCAGGAGCUCGAUUCAAGUCCGACGUUGGUCUCAUCCACGAAUCUAACGUACAUGGACAACCCAGUCGCCACGUAUAUGUCUUCUGUCAUACAUACGGGUUAUGUGCUGGACGGAACGAAGAAACCCACAAUUCAAAAGUCUCUUCCGCCCCUGACCUUUUCUUACUCUACAUUUCCUUCGGAUGAACAGCUGGCGCAAUUGACUGCAAAGGACGUGAAUCAAGAGAGCUUAGAAAAUCUUCCAUGUGGAUUGGACGACUUUUCUUACGAAUUCGUUGAUCUAUAUGGCGAAGGACUUGCAGGCAUUCUAAGUGAAGAGGCGUCAGCUUGGUAUUACAAGGAGAAUUUGAGUGCGAACAAUAAAUCACCCAGCAGCAGCAGCAGCAACAGUGGACCAGUGACUCCAAAAUUAGGUCCUAUACGGAUUCUCCCUACUCGACCCUCAAUAUCCGCACACCAACUGUCCCAUUUUGGAGAUAUAACUGGUUCAGGAACCCUUGAUCUCAUCAGCAAUAACGCUGCAUGUUGGGGCUACUAUGAAAAAGAAGAAAACGAUGAAUGGAGCUCAUUUAAUCAAUUUGCCUCUUUCCCGACGUUUGCUCCCGAUACUACUGGUUUCAAGCUGCUGGAUCUUACAGGAGACGGUUUGAUUGACAUUCUCCUUUGCGCCGAUAAGGUCUUUUACUGGUACCCAUCCCUGGGCAAAUUCGGCUACGGGCCUGGAUCAGCCGUCACUCAGCCCAAUGACGAAAACAAAGGCCCAAUAUGGAUAUUCUCGGACACUGAAGCGACGGUGUAUCUAGCUGACAUGACUGGAGAUGGACUGUCAGACCUAGUUCGUAUAAAGCAGACAGGAGGAGUGUGCUACUGGCCAAAUCUAGGAUACGGUAGAUUUGGACCUAUAGUUCAAAUGGACAACCCGCCUUUCGACAGUCCUGAUAUUUUCAACGAGGCUCGUAUCCAGUUAGCCGAUAUUGAUGGCUCUGGGACCGCUGACAUUGUAUACAUGGGCAAAAAUGGUGCUGUGCUGUUUGUGAAUCAGUCAGGAAAUAGCUUUUCUGAUGGAAAACAGCUGGGAUCAGACCUUCCGAUUGAUCAGUUCACAAAAGUGAGUACUAUUGAUCUUCUUGGAAACGGGACAACUUGUCUUGUUUGCUCUUCAAGUCUUCCUAGUGCUGCUUCAGCGUCGAUGAAAUACGUAGACCCUAUGGAAGGGCGGAAACCACAUCUCCUUACUGGUAUGAACAAUAACCUAGGCGUGGAGACUCGUAUUUCUUAUUCUCCUUCGACGAAAUUCUUUCUGGACGACAAGGAGCAAGGAAUCCAUUGGGUUACCCGAUUACCAUUUCCCGUACAAUGUGUCGAGAAGCAGGAGAUCUUUGACCAUGUCAGUGGGAAUCGAUUCACGAAGAGAUUCCGCUACUCGCACGGAUUCUUCGAUGGCGUUGAAAGAGAAUUCCGCGGAUUUGCCAGAGUGGAUACUUGGGAUGCGGAGGACUUCAAGAUCACCGAAUCGGACACUGGAGCCAAUCUUGAUCCUACCUGGGAAGUGCCGCCUGUCAUGGUUAAGACCUGGUACCACACUGGGGCCUACCUUGGCAAUCAGCCAUUGGAGGAUUUGCUUGCUUCCGAAUACUACGGUGCUGCUACAAACAACAGCUCAGUACAUAGCGCACCCUUAUUUCGUUCCCUGCGAAGCAAUACUAUUCUAUCCCCUGACCUUCUAAAAGCAGACGAGUUGCGUGAGGCAUACCGCGCAAUGAAGGGUCAGAUGCUUCGACAGGAGACUUAUGCUGACGACAAGAGUGCUUUUGCAGCCGUCCCUUACAGCAUAGAAGAGAGUAGCAUCACGAUAGAAGCCAUCCAGGAAGUCCGUGAUGCUCAUCUUCAUUCGAUUUUCAUGUCAUACGCCAGAGAAAAUGUGAAAUAUAGUAUCGACAGAAAGCCGGAUGACCCGCGAAUAGCCCAUACCAUGACACUAGAGGUGAACAAGUGGGGUCGCCAGACGAAAAGUCUUUCGAUUGCGUAUGGGAGGAAACUUGGUAAAUCGACGCUUGGCGGAGUUGAUAAAGAAAAACAAGAGAAAACUCUUUUCUCGUAUUUUGAGACGGACUACACGAACGACAUCUCAACAGCCGAUGACUAUCGACUGGGAGUUCAAUUUGAAUCGCGACAAUACGAGCUGACCGGAUUCGCGAAGCCGGUAACCGCCUUAGUGUUCGCCUUCGAUGAUUUUGCUCAAAACAAUUUUAGUCCUAUAUCAUCACUGGCCACAGUUCCCUUUGAGCAAAACGUCACACCUACCACGAAACGCCUCGUUGCCCGCAACAGGGUGGUAUUUCGCUCCGACGACCUAAGCCGACUUCUCGCGCCUGGGGCCCUCCAGCCACUAGCUAUUCCCGGAUUGUCGCAUCAACAGUGUCUAACACCUGGCUUGCUAGCUAUUUUCCAGCGAACCUUGCCAAAUCAACCAGUGGAAAAUCUAUUACCAGACCCCAAGAACACGCUAGGAGGAGUUGGGAACAGCCAAGGAGGUUAUGUCGACCUGAACAGCGAUGGAAACUGGUGGAAGAUGUCUGGGAGGGGUUACUUCCAUCUAGACCCGAACGCGAAUGCUGCUGCAGAGCUCUCAGAGGCUCGUACUCACUUUUUCAGACCUCGUCGGUUUGUAGACGCCUUUGGGAACAACUCAUUUGUCAACUAUGACGAUUAUUCUCUCAUGGUCACGGCGACAGAAGAUGCCUUGCAGAACACGACUAGUGCGGUCAUUGACUACCGCAUCCUGGGACCGACAACGUUGACGGAUCAGAAUGGAAAUCAAUCCAGUGUUGCGGUUGAUGCGCUGGGUGUUGUCACUGGCACUGCCAUUAUGGGCAAACCUGGAGAGAAUAUCGGUGAUGAUUUGAAUGGCUUCAACUCGUAUCCUACCCAGAGUGAUUGUGACUCAUUCUUCUCCAACCCGAGAGGCCCUGCGGCCCUCUCAUUACUUGGAAAUGCCACUUCACGAGUGGUUUAUGAUGUCAAUAGAUAUUACAGAGACCCGUCCAAAGCACAGCCAGCUUAUGCUGCGGUGAUUUCUCGAGAAACGCAUGUCAGCGAUCUUACUCCUGGCCAGAAAACGAGGAUUAGAGUCUCGAUUAGCUUCUCAGAUGGAUUCUCUCGUACGAUUCAGGUUAAGAGUGGUGCAGACGCUGGCCCAGUAUCAGAAGGCAGACCAGCUGUGUCUGAUCGCUGGGUUACGUCAGGCUGGUCGAUCUUCAACAACAAAGGGGCCGUCGUGAGGACUUUUGAGCCAUUUUUCGAUGAAGGUAACGAUUUUAAGGCAGAAACGAUGGUUGGUGUGUCAUCUAUUACAAUGUACGAUCCAGUGGGACGGAAAGUGGCCCUGUUGGCGCCCAACCACUCUUUACAUAAGGUCAUAUUCGCUCCUUGGUCGACGAUAUCUCAUGAUUUCAACGAUACAAUCCUCAUUUCAGACCCGAGUCAGGAUGCGGAUGUCGGCCAAUAUUUUGCAAAGCUUCCUCAGGCCGAAUUCCUACCAUCCUGGUAUAACAGCCGCAUCAACGGACAGCGAGGUGCUGAUGAGCAGAAUGCGGCAAUGAAAGCCGCUCUGCAUUCCAACACGCCAUCCACCUCGGACUACGAUGCACUCGGCAGAACGAUCUUGGUUGUGAGUGACAAUGGAUCGGACGGCCUGAUUCAAACUCGGUCGACGUACGAUAUCCAAGGAAAUAUGCUUGAAGUCUAUGAUGAUAAAGAGCGUCUAGUGUCGCAAAUGGACUUCAGCAUGUGUGGAUCUUGCAUCCACGUUGCAAGCAUGGACGCUGCCGAGCGAUGGACGCUCGUUGACGCAAGUGACCGUAACAUCCUCGCCUGGACAAGCCGAGGGGGGCAUUAUCGCACUAAGUACGAUGCCCUGCGUCGCCCAGUUGCAUUUUUCUGGUCUGGGGAUGGGGGGCGAGAGUUACUGGUCCAAAAUACCACGUAUGGAGAGUCUCAAUCGAAUGGCGCAGCACACAACCUUCGAGGGAAAGUUAUGGAAAUUAAGGACCAGGCUGGAAUUGUAAGCAUGCCUAACUAUGACUGGAAAGGUAACAAUCUCCAGACAAUUCGCCAAUUUGCAAAGGAAUACAAGGCGAGAUUGGACUGGUCUUCCGAUGUCACACUCAUCGAGGACCUACCUUCUUCAACUAGCGGGACUUAUGAUGCAUACAACCGACCCGUGCUUACUACCUCUGCGGAUGGAUCCAUCACUUUACAGAAGUAUGACGAGAGGGGCUUUGUCAUCCAAAUACUAGUGAACUUGAAGGGUAAAGGUACUACAGAUCAAUCGUCAUGGCAAGCAUACGUCAAGAAUGUCGACCGUGACGCGAAGGGGCAGAUGAAACAUAUCGACUACGGGAACGGAGUUAGCACUGUGCGCUCUUACGAUCCCGGGACCUUCAGACUGCAAAGGCUGCAGACGUCACGCCCGUCCGCGUCAUCCGGGAAGGAUGCCCUUCAGGACCUGCAGUACACUUACGAUCCUGUCGGCAACGUCUCUCACAUUCGCGACAACGCUAUUCAAACGGUGUAUUUCCGCAAUGGCAUAGUGGAUCCCAGCAACGACUACACUUACGAUGCAGUCUACCGGCUGAUUCGCGCUGCCGGGCGUGAACACUUGGGUACAGGAAACAGUCCAGUUUCUCCGUCAGCUUUUGAUACCAAUACAACUCGGUUAGCCAGUCCUGCAGACGGUAAUGCAAUGGCAGCGUACAUCGAAGAAUACAAGUAUGAUACGGUCGGCAAUGUCUUGCAGAUAAAACACUCGGGCAGUGUGGCAGCAAAGCCCGGAUGGACAAAAUCCUUCAGCUAUGGGGAGACCAGCCAGAUUCCAGGGCAGUCUAGUAUCAACAACCGACUCUCGAGCACAAAUUCUGGCGGAGCAACAGACAGCUACCGGUACGAGGGGCCCGCAGGCGUGAUGGGAGGAAUGACCUCGAUGCCUCAAACUUCCAUGAUGACGUGGGAUUUUCUAGAUCAGCUAAGCAGCUCUUCGCGCCAGAUCACCUCGAACGGAGGCACCUCAGAAACAACAUUCUACGUCUACGAUUCUUCCGGAGUGCGGGUGCGGAAGAUUACAGAACGCCAGGCAGCCGCGGGACAGCCACCAACCAUGUUGAAGGAGCGGCGUUACCUGGGGCCGGCAGAGGUCUUCCGAAAGUACGCCGGAGAUGGCACAACGGUCACGCUCGAGCGAGAGACGCUCAGUGUUCCCGGCGUGUCGGGCCGUGCGGCUUUGGUAGAAAGUAGGACGGUGGGGGAGACUGACAAAGGCCCUGCACUUCUGAUACGCUAUCAGCUCGACAAUCUAGUGGGCUCUGCCGUGCUGGAACUGGACGACCAGGCCCAGAUCCUGUCGUACGAGGAAUACUUUCCCUUCGGCAGCACGUCGUGCCAGACCAUCAGCUCCAACGUCGAGGUGCCCAAACGAUAUCGAUUCACAGGCAAGGAGAGGGACGAGGAGAGUGGACUCUACUAUCACGGCUCGAGAUACUACGCCCCCUGGAUCAACCGGUGGACCAGCUGCGAUCCAGCCGGCUUCGUCGACGGGCUGAAUCUCUACGUCUACGCUCGCAACCAACCCACAAUCUUAACCGACCCCUCGGGCCAGGAAUCUAGAAAGAAGAAACACGAUGCACGCACACUCCACCAGAAAAAGGGAACAAAAGCGAAACCAAGCAAGGACGCAGGCUCCGGACACGCUGCUCCCCAAAAGCCUCCCUCAAACAGAUCGCCAUCCAAGCCCGAUGGCGGCCCCGGGACCGCCGGCGCAGCACCACUACCCGCCUCGCCUCCACCGCCCCUCGGCGAUCAAGUGCCCAAGGAGGCGAUCCUGCAGUGGAAGCGACGGCGGGAGGAGGAGGCAAGGAGGAACAAACGGGACGAUAAACCGGGCGAGUACGAUCCUGUCUCUGGAACAUACGAGUUUAACGCGUCAAAUCCGCUAUUUAAAGAAUUUGAGAAGGAGAUGAGCAAUGUUCGCGAACGACCUAACGCGCCGGUCACCGAUAGGGAUAUGCGACAGGACGUGUUGACAGCUGAGCACGAUGAAAUGGUAAAUAAGGGUAUUAAUAUCGCACUCAAGUAUGCCCGCGCUCAAUUAGAGGUUGAGAAUGGUCCUAGAAACUCGAGCAAGGCCGAUAUUCUCUUAGCUGCAGCGCACUCGUAUGUCAUACCACUGAGGAAUCGACCAAACAAUCCUGCAAGCCAGGAUAGGGUGCAACGCGACAUCGAUCAUUAUUUCAUGGGUCGGCUACACGAAGAUAUAUUUGGCCAAUUUGGUACAUUCGUAUAUGAUGUGGUGAAGCAGACCGGAAUACCCUCGGGAGAAUCGAGCAACCUAGCGUCGCCUUGGGGGGGAAGGCACUGGACAGCGGAGGGUAGACAAGAUUUCGAGAGUGAAGGGGGCUUCGAAGGGCAGAAGGUGAUAGGUGAUCCAGGGUCAGUGAGCCAUCAACCAUAUUUGAAGGAGCUGGAGGAAGUAAAGAGGAAUGAAGCUCUCUUUCGAAUAGUUGAGCAUAGAUGGUUCGACUAAAGUAUACGUUUGGUUGAAUUUUACCUCCAGAGUCGCUUUGCGCCUUUGCCGGGCUUUUUGACGACCUGCCGAUUCAUCCGGCGGCGCAGCAGCAGGGAAUCGCUCUUCAUAUGGAUCCCAUCUGACGACUGUAAACCGUUGAAAAUUUUUGCCACUCAGGUUAAGUGGCUGACUGGAGAUGAUAAUGGACGAAUGAUCCGUUGCGCAAUGUUUUCCGAACACGGGGUCCUGCAAGAGUAGCUCUAUAUAUCGCCUCUUCUUGCGGCUGCUUAUUUUGUCAUCAGCAUUCGGAUCGCUUGUUUUCUUGUCGGGAUCGAAUAAUACAUCAUAUCGAUAAAAUUGCUGAUUGGCUUUUGACAAUUUCGAUU
Messenger RNA from Lindgomyces ingoldianus, 8275 nucleotides. RefSeq names its product SpvB-domain-containing protein. Gene Ontology annotation, cellular component: cytoplasm. The transcript is spliced from 3 exons. Lineage: Eukaryota; Fungi; Ascomycota; Dothideomycetes; Pleosporales; Lindgomycetaceae. The record is from RefSeq and is a predicted model, not a curated record. Bases 33 to 7907 code for a protein of 2624 amino acids.